Messenger RNA from Alnus glutinosa, 835 nucleotides. RefSeq lists its product as uncharacterized. Lineage: Eukaryota; Viridiplantae; Streptophyta; Magnoliopsida; Fagales; Betulaceae. The transcript has 3 exons. The record is from RefSeq and is a predicted model, not a curated record. The coding region runs from base 30 to 350 and encodes 106 amino acids.
AAUAGGAGAGUUUUUAAAGUGUGAGAAAAAUGGUGGUUACAAAACUUGUUAGAAAACUUAUGUUGGCGAUGAUGGAAUUGUUUAUCCUUAUUCUCCUUGAUGUGCAAGCCAAUGACCUUGCCCUUACCUCAUUAUCUAUGUCUUCACCUCCCAUCAUAUUUCCCUAUUCCUUUGAAGUUGAUGAAGCUGAAGGAAUGUAUAAGUGCAUUACAAAUGUAGUUGAAGGAUGUGAAAGUACUAAAAAAACAUGGCCACUUUCCGACCUUAGAUAUCAAAAUUCAUAUCAAGAUGCCCUCAAAUGUCAUCUACACGCAGAUUCCUUGAGUUCUAUCUUUUUAUCUGGUACCUAAGAAAGAAUAUGAUUAAAUCCAUCAGUUUAAAGCUUCAAAGAAAAAUUUUGAAAUUCUGCAAGGACAUGCUAAGUUUAAACUCAAGGGAUCGAGCGCACCUGAGCUCGAGCGCACCAAUUACUUGGGCUCGAGCGAAUUCAUGAGGAAGAACUGAUAGCAAGGUAGAAACUAGAAAAGAAAAGAGUUUUACUUCUCCUAUUUGGACAAGAAGUUAAGAAGACCAUGAAAUAAACUAGGGUUGCUCUUGUAUUCUAAAAUACACCUUAAAUUCCUGCUUUGAAGGCAUGCCACAUUACAUAAUAGAAAUCAAUAGGAUUAGUGGCUAGGUUUUAGGAGAAAAGCGCAGAAAUUCCAGCAGCUUCUUGCGAUGGAUUUCUCCUCAACGAAAGUGAUUUCAAGCAUUUUCAUGAGCAGCUAAUUCAUUCAUAGGGUAUCGAUGUACCAUUUCAAAGUAAUAAUAGUGUAAUUGUGUUUUUCUUUGGAAA